Durotheca rogersii is the source of this 4167-nucleotide messenger RNA. Its product is annotated as RdRP-domain-containing protein. Gene Ontology annotation, biological process: siRNA processing. Gene Ontology annotation, molecular function: RNA-directed RNA polymerase activity. The transcript is spliced from 4 exons. The record is from RefSeq and is a predicted model, not a curated record. The coding region runs from base 137 to 4072 and encodes 1311 amino acids. Gene Ontology annotation, cellular component: nuclear RNA-directed RNA polymerase complex. Lineage: Eukaryota; Fungi; Ascomycota; Sordariomycetes; Xylariales; Xylariaceae.
AUUUAUCCUGCUCUGUUCCCUUCUGUCAAGGGACGUAUCCAACUUCUUCCGUCCUGUUCGUCUGUGCUUGGCCGCCUCGUUCGUCCCUACACCACAACGCCCGCUUCUCUACCUUGAAUUCUACGCUCAACUCAACAUGGACAGCAUGGAGGUAUUCAUCAGGGGUCUCCCCUCGGAUCUCUCCGACAAAUCCCUGGAGAUGCAGUUGACCGGUUUUAUGAAAAAACUACGUAUCACAAAUUGGACUUGCCAAAAGUCUCGUAAAAAAUCGAUCGGGUCCAUCACCUUCCUUCAUCGCGUCGACGGCGAAAAGUUCCUUCGCACGCACGGUGAAAAGGAGAUACCUGGGAUAUCCAAGAACGGCAAGCCGCGUACCAGAGCUCAACUACAGUUGUUCAACUCGAAUAUAUACUGCAAGGCAAGCGAUCGUAUACCUGACCAGUUCUUGCUGAGAACUCUGUUGAAAACUGCCGAGGACGAACAGCUGAAAGGAAAAGAAGAAGAAGAAGAAGAAGAGAGGGCGCGCGCACAUAGCAAAAGCGUGAGCUUCGAGCUUCGUGAGCUUUCGUGCGGGCACUACGAAUACCCCGAUGGCAGGCUCACCUAUGCUGCCGAUAUUGCCUGGCACUCUCAGGGCACAGCUAAGUUUGCCAGGGACAUGCUCAUCAUCACGUUCAAAACUCGGUCCGGACUCGCACGGGUAGAAAUUCUCUACCGCACUAUUGAAUGGGUCCUCGCCUCUGGAUAUCCUAGUUCCUUGUUACUGACGCUUUGGGAGGCACCCCGAUUCUUCGAGGCCGCCGACCAAAUUGCCGAACUAACCAGUGGCAUGAACGGGCUCGGGAUCUCGAAAAAGCCGGCCGCGGGCGCGAACCAACCGUCAAGAGUCCGCGUGAGCAAACUGCCGCACGAUCUCGCGAACCAUGCGGAAAUCGUAGGACAGUCUCUCGUAUACUGUCUUCAGGUCUCGCCGGCCGACUUUCGCUACAAGCUCGAGGUGGUGAAGGCUAAGGAAUGCUUUACCGUAAUAAACCACGACCUGCCGGGUUUCUCGCCGAAGAUGACCUUGAUGCACACUGGACAGAAGGAAUUUAAGCGCGUGGUUGAGCAAUUCGCCACUAGGAACACGGUACCUUUCGACAUCCUUUUCCAGUUCCAGGCUCUCGUCCAGAAUGGCUACAUACUGCCCCAAGUAGCGGCAACGUUGCUCGGACGUCUUUCCCGGGCAUCGCGUGCGUCAUCUGCUCACCAGCCACCAGGCCGCCCCGAAUCAAAGUUCCCCUUCUCCGCAGCGGCGGUGAAGAAGCUCUUUGGCCAGACACCCUUCCCUGGUCCCGAAACCGAGGCGAGCUCCUUUACGCCUGACGGGAUUUGGUCCUAUCUGGAGGAAAACGAGAAGAAGGUCCGCCUGGGAAUAGAGGAGGAAUUGAUCACCGAACGAGCGCGUCAGAACCUCGUGAUGGUUUACAAGGUACAAGUCACCCCGAGUAGAAUUAUGCUGGCGGGACCCGAACCGGAAGCCAAGAAUAGGAUACUCAGAAAAUUCCCUGACCAUACUGGCUUUUUUGCGCGUCUCCAGUUCUGCGAGGAGGACGGCCAAGACUUAUACUUCAAUGCUAGGGUGUCUCUCGACCGGAUCUGGGCGCGGUUCAAGCAGAUCCUCAACGAUGGCAUCAUAAUUGCCGGACGAAAGUACGGCUUCUUGGGCUUCUCUCACUCCUCCCUUCGGGCCCAUGGUGUAUGGUUCAUGUCUUCCUUCUUUGACCAGGACGGGGACCUACAUACGUAUUUUUCCGUGAUCCGUGACCUUGGGAAGUUCAACAGUAUCUUCUCACCGCCUCGUUGCGCCGCCCGGAUCGGCCAAGCCUUCUCGGAGACUCCAUUCUCAGUCGAUUUAGUGGAACUUGGAGUCGAAAUCGAGUUUAUUCCCGACGUAAAAUCGGCCGACGGCAGCCGGGUGUUUAGCGACGGCGUCGGAACAAUAUCCAGAGCCUUGAUGGAGGCGAUUCGCGCCUCGUUGCCGCUGAGAAAGAGCAAAAAUCAUGCUACCUGCUUUCAGAUACGAUGGGCGGGCGCCAAGGGAAUGCUUGCUUUGGACGAUACCCUCCGGGGGAUGGUCAUGCGUAUCAGAAAGGAGAGCAUGGUUAAAUUCGAUAGCGACGACACUCGAUAUCUCGAAAUAUGCGACAUGGGGAACAAGCCCAUCCCGCUAGUCCUGAAUCGGCAAAUGAUCAAGAUUCUAGAGGACAUGCGGGUCGCAGACGACUGGUUCUUCCAAAUCCAGAAUCAGGAGCUCAAAAGACUGCGGAUGAUAACAGCCGACGUGCACAACACGAUGGUAUUCCUCAAACGACAAAAGGUCGCCGACCAGAUUAACUUUUCGCAGUUCAUCAAACGCCUGAGCAGACUGGGUAUUGACUACAAGAACGAUCCGUUUCUUUGUUCGGUUGUGGAAACCGUCGUACUUAGAGAAGUGCGCCUUUUAAAGCAUAAGGCUCGAAUUCCUGUCCAGCAGGGCGUUACGCUGUUUGGUGUGAUGGACGAGUUCGCUUACCUGAAAGAGGACGAGGUAUUUGUCACCUUUGACGAGGACAAGCUUCUCGGAGUCGGAUACCCGUAUCUACACCAGAAGCUGGUCCUGGUCACGAGAUCGCCCGCUCUUCAUCCUGGCGAUAUUCAAGUGCGAAGAUCAGUGAUCCCUCCGCCUCAUCAUCCGCUAUGUGCCCUAAAGAACUGCAUCGUAUUCAGUCAGAAAGGAGAGAGGGACCUUCCGAGUCAGCUCAGCGGCGGAGAUCUUGACGGCGAUAUUUACAACAUCAUCUGGGACGAACAAGCAGUUUCUUCGUCCAAGCUCGAGUUUGAGCCGGCGGAUUAUCCCCGGGUGAGCCCGGUAACCAUCGACACAGAGGUUACCCGGGAGCACAUGACCGACUUUUUUGUCGAAUUUAUGGCAACAGAUCAGUUGGGCGUCAUUGCGAUCAAACAUAUGGUACUAGCCGAUAUGAGGGACAGCGGCACUGUUGACCCGGAAUGCAAACUGCUUGCCGAAAUGCACUCGACAGGCGUAGAUUAUAGCAAGUCUGGUAUUCCGAUCGACGCCAACAAACUCAAGAGCCUAACCAGGACGCGAUACCGUCCCGAAUUCCUCUCACCCGCUCCACCCGCGAAUAUUGUAAACCGGAGCGAGGUCACUUUUGAAGUUCCCAGGGCUCCCUCUCCCGAAGACGACGAAGACGAUAACACUCCCAGAUUCAGGUACUACAAGUCGACCAAGAUUCUCGGCAAGCUGUAUCGGGCCAUUGACGAAAAAAAGAUAUGGAGAGAGGAUAUCCGUCGAAAAGUCCCCCUCUCCACGAAACCGGUGUGGGACCUGCUGACCCGACAGAUCUUGAAAAAAUGCCGAGAGCUUGGAGGAGUCAACUGGCAGCCGGCGGUAGAAGAGGCUACCCAUCUCCGACAGGCAUACGACGACGCGGUCUGGACCUUGGCUAUGGAUUUCAGAGAGAGCACAAAUAAGGCUCUGUCAGAACUCGAGGUUUUCACGGGGUGUAUUUUCAAUAAGUCCGGGGUCCAGACACGAAGACAGCGAGACACUUCGGUGCGCCUCAAGGAUGAAUACGACCGAGUCUCUAAGUGGAUCAGAGACCUUAUACGCAAGCGAGGGCCUCGACCCGACGAAGAGGAAGAGGAGGAGGAUGACGACGAUGACGAUGACGACGACGACGAGGUCGGCGGAACUGCUCUGAAUGACGAUGUAGGAAACGACCCUUACGACGGGUCAGAGGCCAGCGAAGCUAGCUUUGUGAGAAGUAGCCGUAACAUUACCCCACUCGAACUAAGCAUCGCUUGCUUAUACGUCGGGACCAAGGGCCCCGAAAGGUUCAGUGGUAGAGAAGAAACAAAGAUAGGGAGUUUCAAGAUCGUUGCUGCGCAGUGUGCGCUGACCGAGCUGGAGGCUGCCCUGAGUCUGAAAAGGGAGGCGGAGGCGGCUUUCUUCGAGUCCGCGACGGCAAGAUUCAUGGCUGGCCCCAUCUCCUCAACCUCGAGGGCCGCCCCUUAUUAUCAUAGGUAGGCCUUUACUCGACUAUGGAUUCUGAUGGAGACAUCUCGGAUAUAUGAGUGUUUCCCACUAGAAUAGCAAGGGAAGGUGGUGCUUUUAAGGGCUCG